UGUGUACAACAAGUGAAAGGGUCCUGAGUGCCGCAAAAUAUUACUCAAAUAUUCUAUCCCAAAACCCUAAAGUUUUGAUCUCCAAAAGUGGCCUGUGAGGAGUAAAUUCCUUCGAAGUUGGUUUCAAUCGAAUCUAUCAGGAUGCCGAGCUCAAGACGUGCGAUUCUGAGGCACAUAUUGUCGGGGAUAUGCACCAAAAUGAAUCGCACCAAGUCGGUGCCCACUGACGUCAUGGAGACGCCGCUGAACCGAUGCCUCAACACCUUCGACAUCGCUCUUUUGGGCAUCGGCCAUAUGGUUGGCGCUGGGAUCUACGUGCUGACUGGAACUGUGGCCAAGGAGAUGGCUGGACCAGGUAUCAUACUAUCCUUUGUCUUGGCCGGAUUUAUAUCCAUGCUGGCGGCUCUUUGCUACGCGGAAUUCGGAACUCGAGUUCCCAAGGCGGGAUCGGCCUAUGUGUACACCUACAUCUCGAUGGGUGAGUUCUGGGCCUUCGUCAUCGGUUGGAACAUCCUGCUGGAGCACAUGCUAGGAGCAGCUUCGGUGGCUCGGGCAUGGAGUGGAUAUGUGGACUCAAUGCUGGGCGGUUGGAUUGGUAAUACCACUCUGGAGCUGACUGGAGGAAUCCAUGAACCGGGUCUCGCUCAAUACCCGGACAUCCUGGCCUUCCUCGUCUGCAUCGUUUAUGCGGCUGCUCUGGCCGGAGGAGUCAAGGCCACGGCGGUGUUCAACAGUCUGCUCACCCUGGUCAAUAUAGCCGUCAUGAUCUUGGUCAUCAGCGUGGGAUUUUGGUAUGCGGAUAGCAAAAAUUGGUCCGAGGCGGAGGGUGGCUUUCUGCCCUACGGCGUUGGAGGAGUCAUCGCGGGAGCGGCCACCUGUUUCUAUGCCUUCGUGGGCUUCGACUCGAUAGCCACGUCCGGCGAGGAAGCCAAGAACCCAUCGGUUUCCAUUCCAGUUGCCACGGUGAUCUCUCUGUUUGUGGUGACAGUGGGUUACAUCCUGGUGAGUGCGGCCCUGACCCUCAUGAUUCCCAUCAGUGAGAUCAAUCCGGCUGCCUCGCUGCCCGAGGCCUUUGGGCAACUGAAUCUAUCCUGGGCAAAAUACCUGAUCUCCAUAGGAGCUCUGUGCGGGAUGACGACCACCCUGCUGGGAUCCCUGUUCGCGCUGCCCCGCUGCAUGUACGCCAUGGCCUCGGAUGGGUUGCUGUUCAGUUGCUUCGGCAAGAUCAACCCCACCACCCAGGUCCCUCUACUCAACCUGGCCGUAUCCGGGGUGUUGAGUGCUUGUCUCGCCCUGGUCUUCGAUCUGGCCAAGCUGGUGGAGUUUAUGUCCAUUGGAACCCUGCUGGCCUACACCAUCGUUUCGGCCAGUGUGAUCAUCCUUCGCUAUCGACCAAUGGAGCGAAUUCAUACGACCAUUAGAGUGCCAGCGGUGGCCGGAAGUCCUGAUGACGACGAUGAUGACGAUGAGGAUGUGGCCUCGCAGUCCAGCAUGGAUACUUCUUCGCCCACUAGUGAGAUGAUCGAGGAAGUGUUGGCGGGCAGACUUAAGGCCCAGUUCAGGUGUUUGGAACCUCUGCUGGGACGCUUUGAGCCCGGAUCCGUGGUCUCCGUAGCCGUGAUGAUGUUCAUCUUUUUGAGCUUCGCCAUCUGUGUGGAGCUGAAGGUGUCGUGGACGCAACUUUACACGGGCACCUGGUGGGCCCUGAUCAUAUAUGGAUUCAUCAUUUUCGCCGCCAGCACUUGUGUGGCCGUUAUAGCUGUCCAUAACCAAAAUACCCGUGGCCUGAUUUUCAAAGUUCCCCUGGUUCCAUUCGUUCCGGCUCUUGGAAUCUUUUGUAACAUUCUGCUGAUGGUCCAUUUGGAUGCCGUGACUUGGGUACGCUUUUUCGUAUGGGUUUGCAUCGGCAUGGUGGUGUACUUCCUAUACGGAAUUCGCAACAGCAAAGAGGGUGAGGUCUGCUCCUCCUACUCCAUCCUGAUGACCACUUCCGAAGCUGGUAAGGUUCCGUGGGGAUCGUUCAAGGGAUCUUCAGGGGGUAAAAAGAGCAGCAAGCACACCAUCUUUGAGAGAUUUACGGGUCGCACCAAGGCGGAGGACAAGAAAUCCAUUGUGGAGGAGAGUGAAAACGAAACCUCUGGAUAUUCCUAAGUCAAUUCUUCCAAAUCGUAUCCAAAACAUGACAACAGAUCAGGGACUAAAAUCGAAACAAAUAUCGGUUGGAAACACAGAGAGAUAUUUCAGUUGCGGUAUUGGUUAAUUAUUUUUAAAAUCUUAAAUGUGAAUAGCUACGAAUGUUUAUUUUCAUUUCCAUCUAUAUAUUUAUUUGCUGUUUAAAGCAUUUACUGCCUAAUUUCAACAUAGUACUAUUAUGAAAUAUGUUAUAAUAUUUUCCACGCAUUGAUCCUCGGUUAGCACAAAGGUUUCGCUUAUUAUUUUGAAUCGUUGUGAAGCUGAUACAGUUCGAGGUCCUGUUACAGGUGUACUUAAUAAAAUCUCUAUAAAUAACCCAUUCGAAUUCUUCGCAUUCCAAAGAAACCCAACGUUGAACAAGACAUAUAACGAAUGUUUUGGUAUCUAUUAUAGCAACGUACCUUUACCACUUAGCUGUCUAUAGUGUAUUAUCCCAAACAAUAUUGCAGAAAUGGUGUAAGACAAACAUAUUUACUCUGCAAACGUACAAAUAAAUUUAUUAAACGUUAUGCACACACGGCAUUUGUUGAACAAUAGUACAUACAUACAUGUCUUUAAAUAAACUAUAUAUAUUUAUAACUGUGUAAAUAAGCAUAUACAAUAUUAUAU
Messenger RNA from Drosophila suzukii, 2802 nucleotides. Its product is annotated as cationic amino acid transporter 4. The record is from RefSeq and is a predicted model, not a curated record. Gene Ontology annotation, molecular function: amino acid transmembrane transporter activity. Gene Ontology annotation, biological process: amino acid transport; transmembrane transport. Gene Ontology annotation, cellular component: plasma membrane. NCBI's taxonomy places the organism in Eukaryota, Metazoa, Arthropoda, Insecta, Diptera, Drosophilidae.